Messenger RNA from Lates calcarifer (barramundi perch), 993 nucleotides. It is a transcript of the gene prdx5, whose product is annotated as peroxiredoxin 5. The record is from RefSeq and is a predicted model, not a curated record. The coding region runs from base 162 to 734 and encodes 190 amino acids. The transcript is spliced from 6 exons. Gene Ontology annotation, cellular component: peroxisome; mitochondrion; cytoplasm. Gene Ontology annotation, biological process: hydrogen peroxide catabolic process; cellular response to oxidative stress; cell redox homeostasis. NCBI's taxonomy places the organism in Eukaryota, Metazoa, Chordata, Actinopteri, Centropomidae. Gene Ontology annotation, molecular function: thioredoxin peroxidase activity.
UGUGUGUGUGUGUGUGUGUAACUGUAGUAAGUCAGAGUGACUGCAACGCCAAGUCUGGUUGAGCUGUGUGUGAGAGCUGAAACGCAACACACGACUAACAGCAUCCCACAAGCCUACCGUGCAGGAUUACCCAAGGCUAGCUAGUUAAAUAGCAAGCUACGAUGCUUUCCAUUACAUCCACUCUCAUCAAAAGUACCCGGGUCGUCCAGUGCGUGCGGCUGCUACACUCCUCUCCUAUCGCCAAGAUGCCAAUUCAGGUUGGUGAACAUCUUCCCGCAGUUGAAGUCCAGGAGGGCGAGCCAGGAAAUAAGGUGGCGAUGGAUCAGCUCUUUAAAGGGAAGAAAGGAGUCCUCUUUGCUCUACCUGGAGCUUUUACCCCUGGUUGUUCCAAGACUCACCUCCCGGGUUUUGUGCAGCAGGCUGAGGAUUUGAAAAGUAAAGGUAUACAGGAGGUGGCAUGCAUUUCUGUCAAUGAUGCAUUUGUCAUGGCUGCCUGGGGAAAAGAGCAUGGAACAGAUGGCAAGAUUCGAAUGCUGGCUGAUCCCACUGGAGCAUUCACAAAGGCCGUUGACCUGUUGCUUGACAGUGAUCAGAUUGUGCAGGUACUUGGGAACAAGCGAUCAAAGAGGUAUUCCAUGUUGGUGGAAGAUGGGGUUGUGAAGAAGAUCAAUGUGGAGCCUGAUGGCACCGGGCUGACCUGCAGCCUGGCUUCUAAUAUUCUGUCUGAGCUGUAGGCUGAUUCAGAGCCUAUAAAACUAAUCUGCAAACCUUGACUUAUUGUAAAAGUUGCACUGUCAGAGCCCAGUAUCAACUCCUUUAAGCUUCUUCCUUUUCCCAAAGAUGGAUGCAAAUGUUAUGUGGAUGCUAAUGUCAAAAAACACAGCUGGAAGGAAAUUAAUGCGCACAACUAUGACAUGGCAAUCUAAAGGAUUUUGCAUCAACCUCUGUAUACUGUUAUUUGUGAGUAAAUAAAAUUCACCCUGAAAGCAAUAA